This is a messenger RNA of Adineta ricciae, 600 nucleotides long. Lineage: Eukaryota; Metazoa; Rotifera; Eurotatoria; Adinetida; Adinetidae. The record is from the annotation of a GenBank genome assembly.
AUGGGAACUAAUGCUGAAUUUAAUCUUCGUUUCACAAAGAAAAUGAUCGAAAGAGAAGCAUCAGCCGCUGAGAAAAAGUACGAAACAAGUCGGAAGAAAGCAUUGGAUGCUUUGAAGAAAUCAGGUGAUAUGGAAACAGCUCGUAUCUACGCAGAAACAGCUGUUCAAAAUCGAACAGCACACAAUCAAUUUUUAAUGAUGGCAUCACGAAUCGAUAGCGUCAUUGCUAAAGUUCAGCAGGCAAAUGCGCAGAAUUUAAUGAUGAGAAAUAUGAGUCAAAUGAAUAAGAUGCUUGAAAGUGUGAACAAGGAAAUGAACGCCGGUGAAUUAUCGAAAGUCAUGGAUAGAUUCGAACAAGCAUUUGAAGAAUUUGAUGUGAAAGAACAAGUGAUCAACAGAGCAAUGAACGAAGUAAUGGCUACUAGCACACCAACGGAGGCUGUUCAAGAUCUUCUACGUCAAAUUGCCGAUGAAAAUCAUUUGGAUAUUCGUGCUCAACUUGAUGCUAUUCCAACAGUUGAACAUUCAGUUAUUACACCUGCUCAACAGGAAGCUGCGGCACAAAAUAGUCGCUUAGCUGCUCUUCGUCACGCUAUUUAA